Cajanus cajan (pigeon pea) is the source of this 1399-nucleotide messenger RNA. Its product is annotated as ubiquitin-conjugating enzyme E2 32. The record is from RefSeq and is a predicted model, not a curated record. NCBI's taxonomy places the organism in Eukaryota, Viridiplantae, Streptophyta, Magnoliopsida, Fabales, Fabaceae.
CUGAUAACCAUUGGAACUUGGAAGGAAGGUUCAAUAAAAGACAGACACGUAGGACAAACGGUCACACGGGGUGUCACGUUAUUUUCCAUUCCCAAUUCCAAUCGCAAAGCAAAACCACAAAAUCACGCGUUGCUUCCGCGACUUCUUCGAUUCAGCCACCGACAGAGCCGGCGGUUUCCGAUCACAAUGGCCGACAAGUACAACCUCAAGAACCCCGCCGUCAAGCGGAUCCUCCAGGAGGUCAAGGAGAUGCACUCCAACCCUUCCGACGACUUCAUGAGUCUCCCUCUCGAGGAAAAUAUAUUUGAAUGGCAAUUUGCGAUUAGAGGGCCUCGUGAUACUGAAUUUGAGGGUGGUAUUUAUCAUGGACGGAUCCAGUUGCCUUCAGAGUAUCCAUUCAAACCCCCUUCAUAUAUGUUGUUGACACCUAAUGGUCGUUUUGAGACUCAAACCAAGAUUUGCUUGAGCAUAUCGAAUCAUCACCCUGAGCAUUGGCAACCAUCAUGGAGUGUGAGGACUGCUUUAGUUGCACUGAUUGCAUUCAUGCCUUCCAACCCAAAUGGUGCAUUGGGCUCAUUAGACUACAAUAAAGAAGAGAGGCGUACCUUGGCCGUCAAGUCUCGUGAAGCUCCUCCUAGAUUUGGGACUCCUGAACGUCAAAAGCUGAUUGAUGAGAUACACGAGUACAUGCUAAGCAAGGCACCCCCUGUUCCCCAACCCAGCGCCACAGAGGCUUCUGAAGAGCACCCUAGAAACGAGGAGGCUGAGGAUGAGGUCCAGGUUAAUUCCCCGAAUCGCGAGUCUUUACCAGCGGGAGAGGGGAUUCCAGGUCAAGAAGGUGAUGGAAUUGUUGAAGAACAAGAAGUCCUUGUUGCAAAUGCUAACCCUGCAGGAGUUGAAGUUCCAAGGGAGGUUCAAUCAAGAGUUUCCAGGAAUGAGGUGCUCCAAAUGUCAGAUACAAGGGUUCACAAUCCUAGGCCAGAGCCCAGGGUCCAGAAACCUGAUGAUCGGUUGUUCACAUUGGCGGCUAUUGGACUUACUAUUGCAAUUGUCGUCCUUUUGCUCAAAAAGUUCAUUAAAUCUACCGAACAUGGGGCACUUUUCUCAGAUGGAUCUUAAGACAUUUAGUUGCUGAUGUUGGCUCCAGAAAUCAAACUUCUUAGCCUUUUUAUGCAGUGAAUAGAAAUAUAGAGCUCUUCUAAACUAAAAAGAAGUUUUCUCUUUUAAUUGUACUUUUAUUAUACUCUCUCUGUAAUUAUGGUAAUAUAAAUGUGCUCCUGCGAUAAUUGAGGAGCAGGUCCUUUGUUUUCUUGUUUACCGUGUGGUGUGAGCUACUCCACUUUCCAAGUACCAUAUGUCAACUAUUUGAUUAAUGUAUUGUCGAAAUUUAUUGCCUGAA